AUGUCGAGCGAUAGUGAGAAUGACUUCCAGACUGUUGGUUAUGCAAAGCGAAUCCUGCGUACGCCAAGAUCAAAGUCUGCUCCCAUUCGCAAAAUUGAACCCUAUCCAUCACCCGAUAAACGAUUGACACCUUCAACAAAAUUACGUUUACAACGUGACUAUCGGUUGGCAAUCAGAGAAGGUUCACCUUCGCCUUUGUCAAGAGAGGUAAAGAAAGAAAAUCACGAGACAGGCUCCUUUACAAAAUCUCCAGUUAGCUCAAGCUCAAGCGUGAUGUCUCUGAGUAGUGCUUCAAGCAGGAACACCACACCUAACAGCCAUCAAUCGCUGCCAAAACCUACUAAAUCACAUUCGAACAAGAUACAGCCAUGGUCAGAUGCUGAGAAUGUCCUUCUCUGGAAGGCUAUGGUGAAAAAGGGAGAUGGAAAGGUGAGUUGGGACGAAGUCACGAAAAUUGUGAAUGACGUAUCGACUACAACACGCACAAAAAAGGCUGUCUCGCAACGGUGGGCAAAGCUUCGCAAUGAGAUUGAGACGAAUCUGGACCCAACCAAUUCAGCAUCGAUUGCACAGAAGCGCUCGCAAGGUCACGGAAGGAGAUCACUUACUGCUUCAAGAUCGGAUGUUUCUGCAAGUCCCUCAUCAUCCCGAGCUUUACGCAGUCGCGACGCCUCAAGCUCAGUCAAAAGAGAGUGA
This is a messenger RNA of Meira miltonrushii, 696 nucleotides long. RefSeq lists its product as uncharacterized. NCBI's taxonomy places the organism in Eukaryota, Fungi, Basidiomycota, Exobasidiomycetes, Exobasidiales, Brachybasidiaceae. The transcript has a single exon. The coding region runs from base 1 to 696 and encodes 231 amino acids. The record is from RefSeq and is a predicted model, not a curated record.